AUGACUUCUCUAAGCAGGGACCUUGCAGGCUCCAAUUUUCCUGGUAGUGAUUUGCAUCAGAAUGACCUUCACACCGAUCCUAUGAAGGCCCUUCAACAGUAUAUGUCUCCACCUGGAAACCUUAUGGACUAUGAUUGGGACCAGCUCCAAGAAGAGUACAUCGCUUCUAUGGAAAAGCAUGAAAAUGCCGAAAGAGAGUUACGUAACCGUGUCUCCAAGUUGCUCGAGAUUUUCAUGGCGUGGUCGGAGACAACUAUCAUGCGCGAUGAAAUUAGAGCUUUAAAAAGAUUUAAGACGCAAAUGAAACAUGUUCAGACAUCUGAAGAAGAUCUGGAACUGAAACGUAAACACUAUGUCGAUGUUGUAAAGGCUUUCGAAAGUGCCCUCGCGUUAUUGAAUGACCGCCUCAAACCGUAA
Messenger RNA from Aspergillus vadensis CBS 113365, 417 nucleotides. RefSeq lists its product as uncharacterized. The coding region runs from base 1 to 417 and encodes 138 amino acids. NCBI's taxonomy places the organism in Eukaryota, Fungi, Ascomycota, Eurotiomycetes, Eurotiales, Aspergillaceae. The transcript is spliced from 4 exons. The record is from RefSeq and is a predicted model, not a curated record.